GGCAUGUUCUUCAUGUACUUAUAAAGGCUUGCAUGGUUUUCCGAGCUGUAGUUCUCGUUCUUAACCGCCCGCAAUGCCAGCACUCACAUUAUCACCUUCGACUUCAUCCUGCUCCUACGACGUUCCUCCGAUGAAGGACACCGCAUUCGCAUUUGCUCGCGUGAAGGGCGAGACUCGUCUGGUGCAAAUUUCGUGCACGGCACCCAUGUCUCCUUUUAUGCCUGUCGAGGUCAACCUCUUCAGACAUGAGUUCGUCACUAUCUUCCGGUUCGACCAGUCCACCAUCGUGCACCCUUCGGACUUUAGCAUCAUCGAAUGCAUAGACGAUUCACGAAUCCGCUACGAAGAGGAGAACGAGACCGUAUUCCUCGCCAAAGACCUCAUGGAACGUCUUCGAGAACUCACCACGGACCCAAGAAAACUCGCGUUCCAAACCCGACAACGUUAUCCACCCCAGCAACGAUACCGACAGCGGUGAACAGUGGUGGUGCACUCCCUAUUCUGGCCUCCUUUCCUCAUCUGUUGCUUUCCUUUAUCUAUUCAUUUCACUUUCAGUUUUGGGUUCUUUGCACCAUGUUUUAUAGCUAUUGUAUCACAGGCAUCUUGGCAUACGGCAUCCUACACUCACGCGCACUACUCCCUUUCCCAUUGUAUCUCUCUGCUCUCCACCGCCAUUACACACCAAAAAUUCGAUUUUCGACAUACCUUACCCACCCCACAUUCCACUGCUGCUAACUAUGAUUAUCGUUAUCGAUUUUUCGAAUGCCCUAGACUCUCUAACAGACCGCAUUUUCUGGCUUCGAUUCUAUUCUUUCUUCCGACGACGGCUUCCUUUCACCCUUAGACACACCCUUGUGGUAUCUAUCUACUCGAGUCAAGCGAACACCCGGUUCCGGCCAUCACGAGAAAGCUAUCCCACUACUUCCCCACUGCGUCUUUUGAAGUUCAAUCUUCCCAUGGCGGUACAUUCUUCACUCCAUUUACGUGUCUU
Messenger RNA from Coprinopsis cinerea okayama7#130, 991 nucleotides. RefSeq lists its product as hypothetical. NCBI's taxonomy places the organism in Eukaryota, Fungi, Basidiomycota, Agaricomycetes, Agaricales, Psathyrellaceae. The coding region runs from base 316 to 735 and encodes 139 amino acids. The record is from RefSeq and is a predicted model, not a curated record. The transcript has 2 exons.